Moneuplotes crassus is the source of this 426-nucleotide messenger RNA. Lineage: Eukaryota; Ciliophora; Spirotrichea; Euplotida; Euplotidae. The record is from the annotation of a GenBank genome assembly.
AUGGACCUUGCCUUCUUCUUCAAACUAGGUGUCCUCAUAGGUCUCAUUACAGCUCAUAUUCAAGGAGCUUUAUGGAGAACUCUUGCUGUCCUUUUAGCUAAUAACGAGAAUUUAAGAAUUAUGAUGCCAAAUUUUUCAACUAUUCUAGCUCAUAGAAUUAAAGAAUGGAAACAACCUGAACAGACAGCUAAUCCACUAGAAUUAGAACCUACCUACACAGUCGAUACUGAAAAUUUAUAGUAUACCUCUAUGACAUCCAAUUUGAAGAUAAGUUCUGGUUCAGCAAACUAGACAUGCUCGAAGAAAUAGCAAAUGACUACGACUCAUUAACAGAAAGCAUGACCGCCAUGUGACUAAGCCCUAUCUAAAUAACUCAUAUUUACUUCUAUUCAGAGUUUCCAGUCUGUAAGGAAUAGGCUAAAACAU